Nicotiana attenuata is the source of this 702-nucleotide messenger RNA. RefSeq lists its product as uncharacterized. Bases 1 to 702 code for a protein of 233 amino acids. Lineage: Eukaryota; Viridiplantae; Streptophyta; Magnoliopsida; Solanales; Solanaceae. The record is from RefSeq and is a predicted model, not a curated record. The transcript has a single exon. Gene Ontology annotation, molecular function: zinc ion binding; nucleic acid binding.
AUGACAAGGCCCCUAUAUAAGUUACAUUCUAAUACCGUAAAACAACUAAGUAAUGUAAUUGGGAAAGAUGAGGUGCUGCAGGGAGGGAUUUAUCAUUUUGACAACAAGCCAUUCAUUGUCAAGGAAUUGCAUAAGGAUAUGGAGUUUACCAGGGAGGAACUCUAUACUGUUCCAAUUUGGGUGAAACUACCUGGAUUGGACUUCAAGUACUGGGGUCCUAAAGGGCUCAACAAGAUAGGAAGCAUGAUAGGUAAGCCCCUUAUGGUGGACAGGAAUACAGAGAACAAGAUAGGUCUCAAUUUUGCUAGACUCCUUAUAGAGGUAGAUGUGGAUUCUCCCCUGCCUGACAAGGUGCAAUUCAGGAAUGAAAAAGGUGCAUUGAUUGAACAAAGAAUCCAAUAUGACUGGAAGCCAGUAUUAUGUAAACAGUGUCACAAGUAUGGUCACUCGGAGGAAGAUUGUAGGAGGAAGAAGCAAACAGCUCCUCCAAAGCAACAGACCGUUGAUCCAGAAGUAAAAGACACAAACAAAGAACAGGGAGAGAAUAACCAAGCACUAGCAGCAUCAAGAGUUGAAAUCACAAAGCCAGUAGGGGAGAAGGAGUCAAUAAAAACUAUAGGAGGAAAGAUGAAUGCAGAAGGAUGGGUCCUAAGGAACAAAUACAACAUUCUUCAGCAGAACACAACACUUUCAGUGUGCUAA